AAAGAUAGACAGACGACAAGGUUACUUAACUUUGAAUUCAACCCAAACCAUUAUAAAUAUUGUUACCAAACCUUCCCUUCAAACCAUGGCAAAAUACCUCAUUUAUACAAACCUUACAACAAUUUCCAACCACCAAAAAAAAUGCGAAUCCCCAAUUUGUAUUUCCAAACCCUAAUUUUCCUCCUAGCAUCCGGUUCAGCCAUGCCCCCUCAAAACCCGGUCCAAUGCACCCAGACCGGCUGCACCUUAUCCAAUUCCUACGGCGUUUGGGGCGAUCGCCAGCCCUGCCACGUCACCACCGCCGUCUACCCGACCACCGAAUCGGAGCUCCUCUCCGCCGUGGCCGACGCCAGCAGGAGGAGGCUGAAGGUGAAAUCCGUCUCCAAAUUCUCGCACACGAUCCCGAAGCUCGCGUGCGGGGGUACAAUCCUGAUAAGCACGGAGAGGUACAACUCGAGCAUCGCCGUCGAUCCGGCGAAUUCGGCGGUGACGGCGGACGCCGGCGCCGGGAUCAGGGAGGUGAUCGAUCGGGCGGCGGAGGCGGGGCUGAGCCUGGCGGCGGCGCCGUACUGGGAGGGGGUGAGCGUGGGCGGCGCGAUCAGCACGGGCGCGCACGGGAGCUCGUGGAGGGGGCGCGGCGGCGCGCUGCACGACCACGUGGUGGGGAUUCGGAUGGUGGUGGCGGCGGGGGAGGCGGAGGGAUUCGCGAGAGUGGUGGAUUUGAGAGAGGGAGAUGAGCUCUUUAGUGCGGCCAAAGUGUCGCUGGGAUUGCUUGGAGUCAUUUCUAAGGUAACGUUCUCAUUGGAACCGGCUUUCAAACGAAGCAUCAGGUUUAAUUUCACUAGCGAUGAUGGCAUUGAAGACGAAUUCAUGGACCAUGCCAAUAAAUACGAGUUCGGAGACAUCCAGUGGUACCCAUCGCGACAAAAGGCUGUGUAUCGCUAUGAUGACCGGGUUCCCAUGAGCACACCGGGUGAUGGAGUUAACGAUUUUAUCGGAUUCCAGUCAAAUUUUGCCCUUAUCGCAAAAACAGUUCGAGCAUCAGAAAAAGCUGCAGAGAAAGCUAAAGACGCAAAUGCCAAAUGCAUCCUGGCGUCCUCCUUCGUCGCCUACAAAAAACUAAUGGCCAACGGUUUAAAAAACAACAACCUACUCUUCACCGGCUACCCCGUCGUCGGCCACCAACGCCGCAUGCAGACCUCCGGCUCGUGCCUCUACUCACCCGAGUCCGACAAGACUACCUCCUGCGCGUGGGACCCGCGGAUCAAAGCCCUCUCCUUCUUCGAAUCCACCGCCAUCUUCCCGGCCGCCCAAUUCGCCGCCUUCGUCCGUGACGUCAAGAAGCUCCGCGACCUCGCGGGCCCCGCGAGCUUCUGCGGGGCCGACAUCUACAACGGCUUCCUAUUGCGCUUCGUGAAGAAGUCGGAAGCCUAUUUAGGUCAGCCCGAGGACUCCGUGGUGGUUGACUUUAAUUAUUACCGUGCAGACGAGGCAGGGACGCCUCGUCUGCACGGGGACGUGUGGGAGGAGGUGGAGCAGAUGGCGUUCUUCAAGUACUUGGCAAGACCACAUUGGGGUAAGAAUAGGAAGGUGGGGUUUGUUAGGGUUGGGAGGAAAUAUCCUAAUUUUGGUAGGUUUUUGGAGGCUAGGAAGGGUUUGGAUCCUUUGGGGAUAUUUUCGAGUGAUUGGUCGGAUGAGAUACUAUUUGGGAGAGAGGGUGAGAGAGGGGAUGGUUGUGCACUUGAAGGUUUGUGUGUUUGUUCGGAAGAUAGGCAUUGUAGCCCUAGUGAUGGCUAUUUUUGCCAAAGGGGGCUUGUUUAUAAGGAAGCUAGGGUUUGUAGGUAUUCUAACACUUCUACUACUUGAUUUUAUUGUGGAAUAUGUAUUUUGAUGCAUGAGACUAUAAGAGUCUUACUUUUGGUUGUUUUGUACUAGUUUUUAUAGUUACUCAUUCUAUUCACAUUUCAUUCGCCAA
Messenger RNA from Salvia hispanica, 1975 nucleotides. RefSeq names its product D-arabinono-1,4-lactone oxidase family protein (gene GULLO3). Gene Ontology annotation, cellular component: membrane. Gene Ontology annotation, molecular function: FAD binding; D-arabinono-1,4-lactone oxidase activity. The record is from RefSeq and is a predicted model, not a curated record. Lineage: Eukaryota; Viridiplantae; Streptophyta; Magnoliopsida; Lamiales; Lamiaceae.